This is a messenger RNA of Hymenoscyphus albidus, 444 nucleotides long. NCBI's taxonomy places the organism in Eukaryota, Fungi, Ascomycota, Leotiomycetes, Helotiales, Helotiaceae. The record is from the annotation of a GenBank genome assembly.
AUGGGUGUCUGGUAAGUGCUUGCCACGGCCCAGCUCUUGAGUGGCAUUAUUUACCAGCGGGUUGUCCAACGCCUAUUGAUACUCAUUAGAAAACUGACCGGUGUACAGAUUUGCGUAGUGACAACUCACAGUUAUUUUUGCAGCACAUGGUAGUCCAUUGUUUGUCUGUUCCUGGCUUCCCAAUCGCACCAGUCUCAAUACAGUCAACGACGCACGGUCUUCCCCUUCACGGUCGCAUUUGAAAGAAACAGGGAAGUCUUUGGCCUCUGGAUGUUUCCAGCAUUGCUCAUUGGGGUUACUCUGGCAAGCGGCAUUGACGCCAACGAAGGCAGCGGUGACGAGGACGAUAACCUGAGCGACUCUCAUAUUUACUAUGGGAGGAUGCCUUCGAGGGUGAAUAGUGUGAUAGAAAGUAGUAGAGAAUUGGAUAGUGUGAUGCUUUAA